UCAAUUUCAACUUUUUCUCCUCAUUUUUCAGAAGAAUAUUUAAGGAAGAUCCAAUCUAUCUCAAUAAAGAGGAAAAAGGAUUCUUUUUCUUUUUUUUCUCUUUGACUGGAAACAAAAAUCGAAAAAGAAAAGCUUCUCUCAAUAAUUAUUUUUAUUGCUGUGAUGUUGUAAAAGGGAAAGUAAGGGGAUUUUUGGGAGAGAAAUGUUGGCCAUGGAGAAGGAUUUUGAUUCAAAGCUUAGGGUUCAGGGAACUGAUGAUACUAACAAAGACAAUUCUUCUAAGACUGGUGCUUCUAACAAUGUUCAGAGAUCUAAAAGCUUUGCAUUUAGAGCUCCUCAAGAGAAUUUCAGUAUUCAGGAUUUUGAACUGGGUAAGAUCUACGGUGUUGGUUCUUACUCGAAGGUUGUGAGGGCAAAGAAGAAGGAUACGGGAAUGGUGUAUGCUUUGAAGAUCAUGGACAAAAAGUUCAUCACUAAGGAAAAUAAAACUGCAUAUGUAAAGCUGGAACGUAUAGUGCUGGACCAAUUGGAGCAUCCUGGUGUUGUGCGGCUCUAUUUUACAUUUCAAGAUACUUUUUCACUAUACAUGGCACUUGAGUCCUGUGAAGGUGGAGAACUUUUUGACCAAAUAACAAGAAAAGGUCGUUUAUCAGAGGAUGAAGCUCGCUUUUAUGCUGCAGAAGUUGUAGAUGCUCUUGAAUACAUACACAACAUGGGAUUGAUACAUCGAGAUAUUAAGCCAGAGAACUUGCUUCUUACUACAGAUGGGCAUAUUAAGAUUGCUGACUUUGGCAGCGUAAAGCCCAUGCAGAAUAGCCAAAUUACAGUCUUUCCUAAUGCAUCCUCAGAUGAUAAGGCAUGCACAUUUGUGGGGACUGCCGCAUACGUUCCUCCUGAAGUUCUAAAUUCUUCCCCAGCGACUUUCGGAAAUGACCUCUGGGCACUUGGCUGCACCUUGUACCAAAUGCUUUCAGGGACUUCUCCUUUUAAAGAUGCAAGUGAAUGGCUAAUAUUUCAAAGAAUCAUAGCCCGAGAUAUAAGAUUUCCAAAUUAUUUUUCUGAAGAAGCUAGAGACCUUAUUGAUCGCUUAUUGGAUCUAGAUCCCAGUAAACGACCAGGUGCUGGACCUGAUGGUUAUGCCACGCUCAAGAUGCAUCCUUUCUUUAGGGGAAUUGAUUGGAGUAGUUUAAGAGCACAAACCCCUCCAAAGCUUGCUUUAGAGACAGGGGCUCAAUCAAGUGAUGGUGAUGAUUAUAAUGAUUCUUCAUGGAAUCCUGCGCACAUUGGAGAUGGUUCUGCCGGGCAGAGUGAUGGAAUCGUCAGUUCCUCAUCAUCAGCGGAAUCUUCUGGUCAUAUAACUAGACUUGCCUCAAUUGAUUCCUUCGACUCAAAAUGGCAACAAUUUUUGGAUCCGGGGGAAUCUGUUCUUAUGAUCUCAAUGGUGAAGAAACUACAGAAGUUAUCAAGCAAGAAGGUGCAGCUUAUCCUCACCGACAAGCCAAAAUUGAUCUAUGUUGAUCCUUCAAAACUGGUCGUGAAAGGGAACAUUAUUUGGUCCAACAAUUCUAAUGACCUCAGCGUCCAGGUCACAAGUCCAUCGCACUUCAAGAUUUGCACGCCAAAAAAGGUGCUAUCAUUUGAUGAUGCGAAACAAAGAGCAUGGCAGUGGAAAAAAGUGAUCGAAGGGCUUCAAAACCGGUGAAGAGAUUCUAUUUGAUGGACAUCACAUGGGAACUAUUAAACAAUGGACAUCCGGAAGCUAUUUGUUUCCAGAUUCAGCUAUCCGCUGGCAGUUCAUUGUAAGCUUUCAUUCCUUCUUUCGUAGAAUUGUUGUGUGAUGAAGACUUUUAUACCUGUUUGAAGCAUGUAGAAUCUGAAAUACAGUUUUUAAGUGAAAAAAACAGAGUGGGGAAGAGGAAGGGGUUUUGCUGUCAAUUAUAUGUUAUUCAAAGGAUGUUACCAUCAGCCAUUAAUGAAAAUUUCUUUUCGUGAUUUA
Gossypium raimondii (Peruvian cotton) is the source of this 1996-nucleotide messenger RNA. Its product is annotated as 3-phosphoinositide-dependent protein kinase 2. Bases 203 to 1702 code for a protein of 499 amino acids. NCBI's taxonomy places the organism in Eukaryota, Viridiplantae, Streptophyta, Magnoliopsida, Malvales, Malvaceae. The record is from RefSeq and is a predicted model, not a curated record. The transcript is spliced from 11 exons. Gene Ontology annotation, biological process: peptidyl-serine phosphorylation; intracellular signal transduction. Gene Ontology annotation, molecular function: protein serine/threonine kinase activity; ATP binding.